Molecule: messenger RNA, 1676 nt
Organism: Ailuropoda melanoleuca (giant panda)
Lineage: Eukaryota; Metazoa; Chordata; Mammalia; Carnivora; Ursidae
Gene: CCDC106
Product: coiled-coil domain containing 106
Exons: 6
Coding region: 313-1158 (281 amino acids)
Cellular component (GO): nucleoplasm
Source: RefSeq, a predicted model, not a curated record
CCGCGCCUCUACCGCAAACGGCGGGCCUCACCUGGGGCCGGAGGCUCCCGGAGGAGCGCACCGACCGGCGGACCGGGAAGUGCCGGCGUCCCUGCCCCCUCCCACCGGCCCGCCACCUGGCCCAAGACUCGCCGCCUCUGCCGCCCCGCCCGCCCGCGGCAGGUGGGCGCUUCCCUCCACUCCCCGCGACACUUUGCAGACGCUCCCCGGCGCCGGGCAUGGGCGCCGUCGCUGUCGGUCCCCUAGCCGGAUUCCGCGCGCGGGUGGUGCCCCUGAGGCGCUAAGCUGCCUGGGUCCUCCGGAGGCCACGUCAUGAAUGACCGAAACAGCCGGAGGAGGACACUGAAGAAAGACGAUGAGGCCUUCGAGAUCUCCAUCCCCUUCGAUGAGACGCCCCAUCUAGACCCACAGAUCUUUUACAGUCUGAGCCCCUCUCGGGGAAACUUCGAGGAGCCUCCGGAGGCCGCAUCCCCGACCGUGGCCCUGAUGAAUGGUGUCAGGGCCCAGCUGCACAUGGCCUUGGAGAGGAACUCAUGGUUGCAGAAGCGUAUCGAGGACCUGGAGGAGGAGAGGGACUUCCUGCGGUGUCAGCUAGACAAGUUUAUCUCCUCUGCCCGCAUGGAUGCAGAGGACCACUGCCGCGUGAAGCCUGGGCCGAGGCGGGUUGACGGGGACAGCCGGGGUGGGGCUGGGGGUGAGGCCUCAGACCCAGAGUCAGCGGCCUCCUCGCUCAGCGGAGCGUCUGAAGAAGGCAGUACCAUGGAGCGGAAGAGGCAGAAGCAGAAGGGAGGUGCUGGCCGGAGGCGCUUUGGGAAGCCCAAGGCCCGGGAGAGGCAGCGGGUGAAGGAUGCAGACGGCGUCCUCUGCCGCUACAAGAAGAUCCUGGGCACCUUCCAGAAGCUGAAGAGCAUGUCUCGGGCCUUUGAGCACCACCGAGUAGAUCGCAACACGGUGGCGCUGACCACGCCCAUCGCGGAGCUGCUCAUCGUGGCCCCGGAGAAGCUGGCGGAAGUGGGCGAGUUCGACCCUUCUAAGGAGCGUCUGCUCGAGUACUCGCGUCGCUGCUUCCUGGCCCUGGACGACGAGACCCUCAAGAAGGUGCAGGCUCUCAAGAAGAGCAAGCUCCUGCUUCCCAUCACCUACCGCUUCAAGCGGUGAUCCUGCCACCUGGCCCAGGACGCGUCCUUUGGCCCCCACUUCCCUCCCUCGUGCGCCCCUCCUGGCACCGGGCAAGCGUGUGCAUGAGUGGUGUGCUCCUCCAGGGGGCCCGGGGUGUUUCUGCGUGUGCCUCGCCUGCUGCAGAUCCCCACUCCCGGUCCCCGGUAUAUAGAUCUGGUCCCCUCCUUGCCUUUCACGGUCCUAGCACCCUCCCCUUCCUCUGCAUUCCCUGGGGACCCAGUCUCCCAAGAGCUAUCGCCCAGGGGUCGGUUUCUGCUCUUUCCCAAACACUGGCACCCCUCCCAAGCGAGCUGCACCGUCCUGCCCUCACCGGGCCCUUCCUCCUGGGGACACUGCGAGACUCUCUGCGGGGCUAGGCACUGUACAUACCCCGUCUCUACCCCCAGCCCCGAGGAGAGGCUGGCCCACUCUGCCAGGAGCUCCCCACCCGCAUUCCGGACGAGAAAGAAUUAUUCAGAGAAUUUAAAUUAAACAGAGACGAUAAAAUUUGGAGUAAA